AUGGCGAGCGCAAUACUGCACGAUGGGAAAGAGACCGCCAUCACUGAGGACGAAGCAGCACUGUACGACCGCCAGAUCCGUCUCUGGGGUUUUGACGCCCAGACGCGUAUGCGAAACGCUAGCGUGCUAGUGAUUAAUUUGCGUGGAACAGCAUGUGAAGUUAUCAAGAAUAUCGUACUGGCUGGCAUUGGCACGCUGAAGAUCCUGGAUGAAAGGGUGGUGGAGGAGGAAGAUCUGGGUGCGGGAUUCUUCUUCAGGGAAGAUGAUGUAGGUAAAAAGAGGGUAGACGCUGCCCUACCUCGAAUAGCCGCGCUCAACCCGCUCGUCAAUAUUGUCUCCCUCUCCUCCCCCCUUUCACUAUCAGACGACUCCCUCCAUGCACUUUUCCACGGUAUCAACCUUGUCUGCGCAACGGAUUGCGAUCGUGUAACAUACGAAAAGCUGGAUGAAGCGUGCCACAAGUCGGGAAAGCAAUUCUAUUGCGGUGGCACGAUGGGCUGGUAUGGUUAUGCGUUUUGUGACCUUGGCCAGCACAGCUAUGUAUCACAAGAUCAGACCAAGCCUAACUCUCCUCAAACACACAAAACGUUUACCUACGUGCCCCUCUCCACCGCACUAAGAGCCACCUGGAGCCAUCUCACGAAACGUGACACGAAAGAGCUCAACCCAGCAGUGGUAUUUUCCAUCCUUGCUGUGUGGGAGUAUCAAGCACGACACAGUAGUCUACCUGAGGAUGAAGCGGUUGUGCCGGAGCUGCUCCAGAUGGGGAACGAGUUGUUGGGUCCAGCACAAAUCAAUAAACUGGUGUUGAAGACUCUCCCAUCAGAACAUGUAGAGCGGUUAUCAACAAUAGCAGCAGCGGAGCUGUCUCCGAUUUGCGCGAUAUUGGGAGGGUUCCUCGCUCAGGACAUGCUCAAAGCUAUUGGCGGGCGCGAGGCGCCGAUGGCAAACUUCUUUACUUUCGACGGUAUUCUCGGUGGGGGCACGGUCUGCCGACUCGGAAUGAAAGAUGCUGUAUGA
Messenger RNA from Dacryopinax primogenitus, 1020 nucleotides. RefSeq lists its product as uncharacterized. Bases 1 to 1020 code for a protein of 339 amino acids. Gene Ontology annotation, molecular function: SUMO activating enzyme activity. Gene Ontology annotation, biological process: protein sumoylation. The transcript has 6 exons. The record is from RefSeq and is a predicted model, not a curated record. Lineage: Eukaryota; Fungi; Basidiomycota; Dacrymycetes; Dacrymycetales; Dacrymycetaceae. Gene Ontology annotation, cellular component: cytoplasm; SUMO activating enzyme complex.